Molecule: messenger RNA, 2626 nt
Organism: Anas platyrhynchos (mallard)
Lineage: Eukaryota; Metazoa; Chordata; Aves; Anseriformes; Anatidae
Gene: EIF2S2
Product: eukaryotic translation initiation factor 2 subunit beta
Biological process (GO): formation of translation preinitiation complex; translational initiation
Cellular component (GO): eukaryotic translation initiation factor 2 complex
Molecular function (GO): translation initiation factor binding; translation initiation factor activity; mRNA binding
Source: RefSeq, a predicted model, not a curated record
GCGCAUGCGCGGCGCUGCGGGGGAGGGGAGCGCUGAUGCAAGAGGCGAGCGCGGCGGUCGCAGGCGAGGGCCGGCCGCGUCCCUGAGCCCCGCAGCUCCUCGCUCCCGGCCUCUCCUCUCCUCUUUCUCCUCCGCCGCCUCCCGCUGCCGGCCGCAGCCAUGUCGGGCGACGAGAUGAUUUUUGAUCCUACUAUGAGCAAGAAGAAGAAGAAAAAGAAGAAGCCGUUUAUGUUGGAUGAGGAAGGAGGGGAUACACAAACAGAAGAGACUCAGCAGUCAGAAACAAAAGAAGUUGAACCAGAGCCAACAGAAGACAAAGAUGUUGAAGCAGAUGAAGAAGACAGCAGGAAGAAAGAUGCAACAGAUGACUUGGAUGAUUUAAACUUCUUCAAUCAAAAGAAAAAGAAGAAGAAGCCAAAGAAGAUAUUUGAUAUAGAUGAAGCGGAAGAAGGCGUAAAGGACUUAAAAAUUGAGGGAGAUGUACCAGAGGUAGUAGAACCUGAAGAUGACCUUGAUAUCAUGCUGGGCAAUAAGAAGAAGAAGAAAAAGUAUGUGAAGUUUCCAGAUGAAGAUGAGAUAAUGGAGAAGGAUGAAGCUUUUGAAGAUGAAGACAGCAAAAAAGAUGAUGGAAUUUCUUUUAGUCUUCAGUCAGGACCUGCGUGGGCAGGCUCAGAAAGGGACUACACGUAUGAUGAGUUACUCAAUAGGGUAUUUAACAUCAUGCGGGAAAAAAACCCAGAUAUGGUAGCUGGAGAAAAACGGAAAUUUGUCAUGAAGCCUCCACAGGUCGUAAGAGUAGGGACCAAGAAAACAUCUUUUGUCAACUUUACAGAUAUCUGCAAAUUAUUACAUCGUCAGCCAAAACAUCUCCUGGCGUUUUUGUUGGCAGAAUUGGGUACAAGUGGCUCAAUAGAUGGUAACAACCAACUUGUAAUCAAAGGAAGAUUCCAGCAAAAACAGAUAGAAAAUGUCUUGAGAAGAUAUAUCAAGGAAUAUGUCACCUGUCAUACGUGUCGGUCACCAGACACAAUCCUACAGAAGGACACCAGAUUAUAUUUCUUGCAGUGUGAGACCUGCCACUCUCGCUGCUCCGUCGCCAGCAUCAAAACUGGUUUCCAGGCUGUCACAGGCAAGAGAGCACAGCUCCGUGCCAAAGCUAACUAGUUUGCUAAUCAACACUGGAUUUUGCAAAGUGUUCUGGGGAGAUAUGACUGGACAGGUUUACAAUCGGAAUGGAUUUACCAUUGUAUUAAAACAAGAUUGUAAAAACUACAAGAAAUUUGGCUUUUGAUUGAUUGGUCUGUGAAAUCCUUGCAAGAUGCAGAUCCUCAAGCUGUUCACAUACAUUUGCUCAUUGAAUAUAUUUUACCAACUAUAAAGAACGUGAUGGGAAAGGAGGUGCUUUUUAAUCCAUUCAGACUUCUGUAAAACACAAGAUAAAUUAAAGAUACUGUAACAGUGAGUGUCUUCGAUUUGGAUUUUUCCUUCAGUUUCCUAUUUAAACAGUUGAUGGGAAUGGUUGGUGUGUUGUCCUUUCAGAUCAUGUCACUGAACUAUACUCAGAUAGAAGUUUAAGGUUAUUUUGCCUUUGUGAGAUGGCUGAUUUCUAGGUAGGCUAUUAUUAAACAGAGAAACCAUUCACAAAACAAGGAUGAUACUCCAACAUGAGAACUGCUUGUGCUUUUAUAGCUGCAUUAGUAUGGGAACACAUUUUGCACAGAAAGUGACAUCAAGACAGGUUGAUGCUGCUUUAUAAGGCAGAAUAAAGCUUUGAGCUAGUUCAGACACCAUAUUGAUGCUGAAUCUUAACACGGGAUUGAUAACACAAUUGCUGUAUUGUAAGCUUUCAUAGUGUCAUAGUACUAAAUUUUGCAGUUUCUAAUAGAAAAAUGUUUAUAUUUCUUAAGUCCUGCACUCUUUACCACUUUAAAAAAAAUAUCUAAAUGCAGCAAAAAAGAUUGUAGGAAACAUUGUUAUAUGAUGGCUGCAACACAGUUAUAUAUAUCUUGAAUUUAACAGAAGAUACUGCCAAGUAGUUUGUAUUCCAAAUUAACGCAUUGACAUCUUUUGAUUAUAAAACGUACUUAUCUCUGCUAGCAGUCAGUAUCUGUAAUCUCUAGGGGACGUGCAUAGUGCUGUCCUGACUAGUUUUUUAGUGCUGAAAAAAAAAUUGUUACAGCUGCCAAGUGUGAAGAUACAAAUGGGGAGUGAAAUCCCUUAUGAGUACUGUAAUGGGGAGGAAUAGAAGUCAACUGUCGUUUAACCACUCCUUGAAACAGUGCAGGGUUAGGAUAAGGUGCAAUAGCUCAGGAGUGCUGACAUCCAUCCCUGCAGGUAAGCAGAGUAGCGUCCUCCCCAGAGAAAAUGGUGGUCAUUUUGAACAUGAUUCAUCAAAUAACAGAAACAAAGGUUUCUACCAAGUUUUAAUCUUUGUAUGUAUGUUAACACACAGCACAGUUUUUCUGGGAAGUCACUUGCUAUUUGAAAACUUGACAGCACUACAAGGCAAAAAUCAAAGUUUUAUAGUUGGUUUCUUAAAAGCAUUUUGAAUUUCAAGUGAGCUAUAACAAAUGUUGGAUGUAUCUUUAAGUGAAUAAAGCCAGGAUCAGUGCCUCUUGUAACAUUA